This is a messenger RNA of Hyalella azteca, 4086 nucleotides long. RefSeq names its product heat shock 70 kDa protein 2-like. Gene Ontology annotation, biological process: protein folding. Gene Ontology annotation, molecular function: ATP binding; ATP-dependent protein folding chaperone. The transcript has 2 exons. The record is from RefSeq and is a predicted model, not a curated record. NCBI's taxonomy places the organism in Eukaryota, Metazoa, Arthropoda, Malacostraca, Amphipoda, Hyalellidae. Bases 43 to 1326 code for a protein of 427 amino acids. Gene Ontology annotation, cellular component: nucleus; cytosol.
UGCUGGCUCUCGACUUAUGUAGCUGAAGAGAAUAUUUGGAAUAUGGCGGGCGCGGCCAGCAUCGGGCUGGACCUGGGCGCAGGCAAGUGCUGUGUUGCCAGCGUGCGCGCUGGAGCGGUGACGGUGUUGCCAAGCGCUCACGGCGACAAGACCACUCCGAGUUUUGUUGCCUUCACCGACUCCCGCAGCCUCGUGGGCAGCGAUGCCAGAGACCAGGCGGCGCUCAACGCCACCAACACCGUCUAUGGCGUCAAGACCGUCAUAGGCAGGAGAUUUGACACGAAUCAGAAAAGAGAGCCGUUCUAUUCCAAUUACAUUGGCACAAAAUCCGAAACGCGAACAUAUUCAGAUGAAGAGGAGUUAAUAGUGCUGCCUUAUCUUCCCGAAUUUUCAUCAACCGUGGACGGUUCGCCUGUCUUUGAAGUGGAGUACAGGAAUGAAAAGGUAAGGCUACGCCCUGAGGAAAUAACAGCUUUGCUGAUCGCCAAGAUGAAGUCCGACGCAGAAGAUCACUUAGGCGGCCAAGUCACAAACGCAGUAAUUACCGUGCCCGUAAAUUUCGGCAACGCGCAGCGACAAGCCACUCUCGAUGCGGCCAGCAUCGCCGGCCUUGGAAACGUCAGGCUGAUCAACUCGACCACCGCCGCUGCCAUCGCUUAUUGGGACCACAAACCCAGCGAGAAAGAUUGCAUAGCUGUCGUUGAUUUCGGUGCAAAUUCUCUGAACCUAUCAAUUGUUUCAAUGGAUAAUGGGGCACUAGAAGUUCUUGAAGCUUUCGGUGGCUUAACGGUUGGUGGAAACUUCAUAGACAUGUGCAUGAUGCAAGCCGUCAUCAAAAAGUUUAAAGACCAACACCACCAAUCAUUUGAGGCGUCCCCGAAAGCACUCAUGAGAAUGAGGACAGCCACGGAGAAGAUGAAGCACAAUCUAACUCUCCUAACUUCUUCCGUGAUACAAGUAGACUCAAUAUAUAACGACAUUGAUUUCACCAGCACAUUUACCAGGAGAGAAAUGGAGGUUGCAUGCCAGAACCAGUUAUCAAGUCUCAAGAAUACGUUGCAUCAAUUGACCCAGUCAAAAAGUUGGACUAAAGUUCAAACAGUUGUGCUUGUGGGAGGCUCAACGCGUAUUCCUGCCGUAGAAAAACUGAUUACCAAAACACUAGGAAAACCACUGGAUAAUUCGCUCAAUAAAGACGAAGCGCUUGCCUGUGGCGCUGCCCUCCGAGCUGCCGAGUUCUCCAGUUCAACAACUCGAAAGGUGAAGGAGAUUUUGACGCAGGUGUAUCUGGUGCGAGGCAGGUUUGAAAUCGGGCAGAAUUUUUGAUUCGGGAGAAUGCAUUCCCGCCGAUUUCUGUUUACGAAUGUCAAAUGAUAUCUGGGAUCACCCAAAUGGGUUAAGACUGUAUGAGAACAUACCUACGCUGGUAGGGAAAAAGUUACGCCUCUUCGAACUGACAACACAACGAUUAAGACAGCUCGGCCUUUCGACGACAUCGGGUUUUCUCUUGUUUUCGAUUGAUGAAAGCGGAGUUCUUCGCAUAGAACACAUUAUUAACGGCCACACAGUAGACAUACCAAUCCGAAAGCUUUCAUCCGACGCGAAUGGUAUGCAAGCAUCUUUGGAUCGCCAUAGAGUAUUCUUGGACGACGUAAGUAGAUUAAAAGACGAUGAAGAUGCAAUGAACGAUCUUGAAACUUUCUGCAUCGACCAACAGGAAAAGCUCAGAGAGAAGUUCGGAAAUGAUUCUGCUGCUUUCAAGUUGUGUGAAGAAAUUUUGACCUGGCUUGAAGAUACACCACAAGCAACGAAGCAACAAUGCAGUGAGAAGAAAAAAGAUUUGGAGCACAAAAUUGAUAUUGAUAUUGACGACAAGAAGCUGAAACAUCAACCCAAAUAUUGCAAAUCAAAUCACCUUGAUGAUGAUGCUCAUCGUCUAAGUGAUAAUGUGAAUCACUUUGUUGACGCUGCACAUAGCUGUAGUGAUGCUGUAAACUAUCAAGUUCAUGUUUCACAUAACACUGUUGAUUCACCACAUCGUCUUGAUCACGCUGCAAAUCCCCCUAGCAACGCUGCAAAUUGCCCCGUUCAGGCUGCACAUCUCUCAGAUCAUUUUGUAUCUGAAACUAGUAAUGUUACACAUUACCCAAGUAAUGUUGAACAUCAGCCAGGUAGUUCAAUACAUCGCCCUGGUCGUGCAGUUGCUUCCACCACCGGUGAGACAAUUACACAAACAUCCAAGCGUGCGGCAUUCACCAGGAGUGGAUAUAUGGAACAUUAUGCCUCAUCCGAGCAAUGGACGAGUCCGCAGGUUUCAAAUGAGAUGUUUGCGAGCCAAACCUAUUUGACUGCACAAACUCCGGAACCUGUAUCAGGACACGGGGGUUCCAAUGCCAAUUCGUGGUCUCGACCUUUGAAGGGAACCACAUCAGUCGAUUAUGAGGUCGGUACAUCAAACAAGAAUAGUUUGAUGCAGGCUAAGCAUGCGUACAAUGGAACCUCGAGGAAAGAAGUUUAUGGGCGAAAGCGCUCAGAGAAAAUCACGCAACCUUACCAUAACGAUCUUUAUUCUCAGGACAUUCCUUCUGAUUUGCAACAUCCUAGUCAUUCGGGCGAUAACAGUUGAACAUCCGACUCACAGAAAUCAAAGGGAUGGUUCAAAAAAUUCUGCUUGACGUGUGCGAGAGCUAGAUUCUUUAUUUGUAAACUGAAAAAAGCUGACCCGCGGCAAGAGAAGAGUCAAAUGUCCAAUCUGUGGGGACGUAAAUCAGAGUUCAUGACAAGAAAUGGACAUAUUUUCCUAAUACUAGGAAUUUAAGAUUAUUGAUUUAGCUCAGAGAGCACUGGAUCUGAACAAUUGUUGGUCGAGAUAAACAGCUCCCUGUGUCAGUGUUAUACGCCCAUGAGUAUCCUCCACCUCAGUUGCGCUACACUUCUCUGUAUUAAUUGGGACAUUAGUGUUGCCAUAUUGAAAACCUAAACUAUUUAAUUUCUAAUUGCUCCAGUCAAUUGCAUGUAUUUGGAAUCAUAGCAAAUGCUGUAAAUAAUUAUUGAUUGUUCUUGAAGGGUUUUUGCUGUGUUUUGAUAAUUUAAUAUUAGGUUAUUUUGUGAGAUUUCUUGAUUAAAGUUUCAAAUGUGAAGGGUUGCUGUUAUUUGAUGCCCUGCCAUCCAGAUCGACAAGACUACUUACCAUCUAUAGUAAAAUAUGUCUAUCCAUAACUAGUAAAAUUUGCGUGCUGGCUGCUGCUGGGACUUGGAAGCUGAAGGCGUGUGCCUCUGUAGCGUAGUGGUUAGAGCGCCCCUGUAGCGUAGUGUUAGCGGCGCCGAGAUGUGAUGAGCUAGUCGUGGGUUCAAACCUCGGGAAGCACAGUUAAUUUCCAGAUGUCACUUGUGGACGGCGCGAUGUCCCUUAACGAUUUGUGAGUAUGGAUUACCUAGGGUGAUCUUAAGACUUGAAGUGUGAUCCUUAAGUAAAAUAUCGUCCUUAAAUAAACGUCCCUGCACGCAAAAAUAUCGUGUAUCUUAAUUAGUCCUAUAGUUCGAUUUCGCACUUAGUAUAUCUCUGUCUUGCUGAAUCUAACCCAAAGCUUCAACCAAAUUUAUGACAAUCAUCGAUAUUUGUUUAUUUUAAUAUGUUGUUGUGCUUGCGUAGGAUUGCGUGAAGUAACGACAUUCUUUGGUGGCCAAGGAAUCAAACCUGCUGCUGAUCCAAUUUAACCUCAAUACAGCGUAUAUACUCGCAUAUCCCAUCCCAUAGGACUGUUUGUAUUACCAGAGCCGUUAAUAUUAUUUCCGGGCCAAUUCAUUGGUUAUACCGAAGCAUACAGAGAACAAUAAUUAGUGUAUAAAGCUGUUCACUUGGUUGAAGGCGGAUAAUUUUCACGAAAAUUGGUAAAUGUAUAGCCGUCUACAAUUCAGCUAAGUUGCCCCUCAACCCAAGUUUAUUUUCUUACUUUCUGUUUUAGUAACACGGACCUAGUUUGACAUUUAUUAGAAUAAUUCUAAUUGUCAAACUUAUUCAAUGGAUUGUCGCUUAUUGUUCAGCCUGUUUCCCACUAAUUGAUUCAGUAAAUAGUGAGAGAAAUC